Molecule: messenger RNA, 783 nt
Organism: Penicillium brevicompactum
Lineage: Eukaryota; Fungi; Ascomycota; Eurotiomycetes; Eurotiales; Aspergillaceae
Exons: 3
Coding region: 1-783 (260 amino acids)
Source: RefSeq, a predicted model, not a curated record
AUGCUUUCCUUCCUCAAGGCUGCGAAAGGAAAACUCUCGAAAUACUACGGUAUGACAGAUGAUGUCGAAUGUGAUCUCUAUGCAAUUGGGACGAUCUUGGAUCCGACGAAUAAGAUGGAGUUCUUUUCAACAAGCUAUCAACAACCAAAUCAGCGCUUGAAAGGGCUUGUAUGCGCGACCUCUCGAGGCUAUCAAUCGGUCCGUAGUACGAUGAGCCUAAUAGAUAUCUUCAGAGUGAGAAAUCAUGAGAAGGAAUUCUCUAUUCUUGCAAGUAUUACCCGUGAUAUGAUGUCUAUUCUAAUGCCUAGUGCUGGAGUUAAGCGUCUUUUUAACUCUGCCCGGGACGUUUGCUACUAUCGCCGGGGGUCGUUGAACCCAGAUACUGUUCGCGAUAUCACGUUAUAUUUAUGCACAACAAGGUUCGACAUUAAGGAGGAGCAAAGGCUGAUCCUCCAGGAGUAUCUUUCAGAGCAAGAGAUCGCAGCCACAUCUGAGGAACUCGAUAUCGAGACACAUUGCUCCGAGGCCAUUAGUGAUACUGAGGAAGAUAUCGAGUUACACCUUGAUACGCCAGCCGUACCACUACUCUCAGAAGUCGCCGCUAAAAAGCGGCCGGCGGUCACUUUCGGUGAUGAGGAAGUCCCUAACGCCGAUGAAUUUGCGGAUCCAGAAGAGAACUCGGUAUCACCCUUGCCUGAUACGCAUUAUCGUGUUUCAUGUAGGAUGCGGAAAAGGUUGAGACUUGAGAACUUUGUAUUCGAAUCUAAUUGUUAUGUACAUUAA